UCUGACAUGAAGUCAGAUGGUUUGUCUUCUACCUCAGCCCUGAUCAAAUAAACGGAGAGUACCAGAAUUCAUUGUUUCAGGGUCGAGUGGAGCUUCAAGAUCCAGAGAUGAAGGACGGAGACGCUUCUGUGAUUCUGAAGAACGUCAACAUCAAGGACACUGGAACAUAUGAGUGUUGGAUUGGAGUGAAAAACUCAGGACGCAGAAAGAGAGACGCACCUGAACCCAUCAGCACCAUCAAGCUGAGACACAGGAGCUGAAGGUGAAGCCUGGAGAGGACGCCACUCUUCAGUGUCAGAGUCACAGAGGUGCUGACAUAGAAGUGAUGAAGUGGAUCAGAUCUGACCUGAAGCCAGAUGAUGGUUUUGUCUUCUACCUCAGCCCUGAUCAAAUAAACGGAGACUACCAGAAUUCAUUGUUUCAGGGUCGAGUGGAGCUUCAAGAUCCAGAGAUGAAGAACGGAGACGCUUCUGUGAUUCUGAAGAACGUCAACAUCAACGACGCUGGAACAUAUGAGUGUUGGGUUGCAGUGAAAUACAACACAAGACACAGAAAGAGAGACGCACCUGAACCCAUCAGCACCAUCGAGCUGACAGUGACAGAGACACAGGAGGUGAAGGUGAAGCCUGGAGAGGACGCCACUCUUCAGUGUCAGAGUCACAGAGGUGCUGACAUAGAAGUGAUGAAGUGGAUCAGAUCUGACCUGAAGUCAGAUGAUUUUGUCUUCUACCUCAGCCCUGAUCAAAUAAACGGAGACUACCAGAAUUCAUUGUUUCAGGGUCGAGUGGAGCUUCAAGAUCCAGAGAUGAAGAACGGAGACGCUUCUGUGAUUCUGAAGAACGUCAACAUCAACGACGCUGGAACAUAUGAGUGUUGGGUUGCAGUGAAAUACAACACAAGACACAGAAAGAGAGACGCACCUGAACCCAUCAGCACCAUCGAGCUGACAGUGACAGAGACACAGGAGGUGACAGUGAAGCCUGGAGAGAACGUCACUCUUCAGUGUCAGAGUCACAGAGGUGCUGACAUAGAAGUGAUAGCGUGGAGCAGAACUGACCUGAAGACAGAUGGUUUUGUCUUCUUCUUCAGAAAUGACGGCGUAACCCGCCUGAGUGAAUCUUAUCCUGGUCGAGUGGAGCUGAGAGAUCCAAAGAUGAAGGACGGAGACGUUUCUGUGAUUCUGAAGAACGUCAACAUCAACGACACUGGAACAUAUGAGUGUUGGAUUAAAGAGGGAAACAACGCAAGACGCAGAAAGAGAGACGCUGAACCUAAACUCUUCAGCACCAUCAAGCUGACAGUGACAGGUCACACAGCUGGAAACAUCUGGGAGGGAUACGUUGGAGUUGUUUGUUUGCUUUCUCUUCUUCUUGUUGCUGUUGGUGGUUUUAUGGUCAAUCAAAUGAUUCAAAGGAGACACAGACCAGAAACAACUCCUGACUCAGAGAGUGCAGAAGACGCCCUAAACCCAUCAUCAUCAUCAUCAGUCUGACAUGAUCCAGGUGAG
Messenger RNA from Micropterus salmoides (largemouth bass), 1507 nucleotides. RefSeq names its product coxsackievirus and adenovirus receptor homolog. The record is from RefSeq and is a predicted model, not a curated record. Lineage: Eukaryota; Metazoa; Chordata; Actinopteri; Centrarchiformes; Centrarchidae.